AUGGUCGACACGCCGAGUAGCCUCGGAGGGCGUCACAGAUCUGACAGUUUAAGACUCACUCGCUGUACAGUGACCGACUGGCGUAGAAGAAGAAGCUUCCGUGUGCCGGGACUGGGAUCGAGACCUUGGGUCUCUUGGAUCCCUGUUGGGAUGUAUAUUGGGAUUGUGGGAAGGAGAAUUUGGUGCCGACUCCAUCCGCCGGAUCUCUCUGAGCUCCUGUCCGUCGCGGCUGCCGCUGGUGUGGUGCAUCUGGCUGAUCCAGAGACACCGGCACGGGUAAGGCUUCCUAGUGUCCGGGAUCCGUACGGAACGCUGUACAGGAUGGGUGGAACGGGUACAGGAUGGGUGGAACGGGAACAGGAGACGCUCAUCGUGCCACGCACCCUCUGGUUCUCAACAGGCGACAAAAAACAUCCGCUGGAGUAUGCGUUCACUGGCCAAGUAUGGGUGGUUUGUUUGGAUCGCAAGCUAAUAAGACACCCCACCGGCGUUGAUGGUGCCAGUGCCAAAGUUUACCAACAUAUCCUGGUUGUCAGAUGGCGACGUGUGCGGUGA
Molecule: messenger RNA, 555 nt
Organism: Colletotrichum acutatum
Lineage: Eukaryota; Fungi; Ascomycota; Sordariomycetes; Glomerellales; Glomerellaceae
Exons: 4
Coding region: 1-555 (184 amino acids)
Source: RefSeq, a predicted model, not a curated record